Gryllus bimaculatus (two-spotted cricket) is the source of this 876-nucleotide messenger RNA. The record is from the annotation of a GenBank genome assembly. Lineage: Eukaryota; Metazoa; Arthropoda; Insecta; Orthoptera; Gryllidae.
CGAGAUGAUGCAUGUCAGGCUCUAAAACAUCGUUGGCAAAAUGUUUUAGAUGCCCUUCAAAUUAUAUCUGAUGAUUCUGCGCAAAAACCGUCAAUGUGUUCAGAAGCUAAAGGUCUUGUUGCUUUAAAUCGACUUGAAACUACUAUUAUGACCGACGUUUGGGGAUUCAUUUUAGACCGCUUGAAUACGUCGAACAAACAAAUGCAAAAAGUCGAUAUUGAUUUAAGUUCCGUGGUUGGUAUUUACACUUUGCUUGUAGAACUUUUAAAAACGAACAGUGACAAAUUUGAAUUUUUUGAAGAGAAGUGUAAGAAGAUGUCAAAUACUGAAACAUUGACGUCGGUUAUGGGAGAUUUGGUUUCUCGGAGUAUGCGCAACAUGGCGCAUUUCUUGUAUGACAGCUUCGUUUCGGAUAUGUUCAUUCCUGUGAUAUUGUGGAUGUGGGAGUGCGGCAACCUCGUGUGGAUUGUGACUGCUUCCGCCCUUUUCCUUAUUACUGCAUAUUUUAUAACAAGUACCGCCCCCGAAUCCCCCGCGACUGCCUCCACCGCCACCGCCAGCAGCAGCAGUAUCACCACCACCACCACCACCAGCAACCACAUGGAGGGCGGCGAGACGACGGCAGCUCCGGAGCCCGGAGCGGCCAAUGCCGUCAACUUCAUCGUGGGCGAUGCGGAGGGUAACGUGGCCGAGGAGGACGCGGACACGGAGGCGGGCGCGCGCCUCGACGCCGCGGAGGAGGCCACCGACGUCUUCCCGGAGUUUGGUUCCGCCGCCUCCACGGGCGGCCGCACCCCGUCGCGCGAGGGCAGUGCUUCCAACAACCUUUACAACAUGUUCGCCCUGGCGGAAAAGCGCAAGCGCCUCAGGGUUUUU